This is a messenger RNA of Arabis nemorensis, 297 nucleotides long. NCBI's taxonomy places the organism in Eukaryota, Viridiplantae, Streptophyta, Magnoliopsida, Brassicales, Brassicaceae. The record is from the annotation of a GenBank genome assembly.
AUGUCAAAGGAGGAAAAAAUCCGUGCGUCCAAGUUAAGAAAAGAAGUGCGUUUAAUUGGCUUCCAUCUCCGGCAAGAGAAAUUACAGAAAGCUGCCUUGAGAGCAGAAGAAGCCGAGAUUGAUGCUAAAGUGGUCGAAGGAUCAGUUGGAGGAUGUCUGAUUUCGAGGUUGGCAGAGAAAGGCAUUAAAUACCGCAUAAUCUCUAAUCCAAUUGAGAGAUCCAUUGUGUGGACAAUGUCAAAUCCACAGGAUAUUGCUCAGGUAGAAUUAGACCUCAGCUACUCCGCAAAAUGUUAA